GUGGGCAAGUGGCGGUCUUCUGAGGACUCGUUCGAGGUGCGUGUUGAGCAAGUUAGACGCGGUUUCCGUCUACCACCAGGUGUCAGCCCCUAUUCAGUCUGCUCAGUGGAUUGCCCACGUGGACACUAUCGAUGUGAUAUGUGUCCCGAAGGAGAAGUACCGGAUUCGACGCAGAGUUACUGUGUGCCGAUACCGCCUGUGUCUAUGCAAUGGGAUUCCGCAUGGGCUCUGGUACCGGCUGCUUUCUCACUGUUCGGGUUGGCGUCUACAACAUUCGUCGUUGGCGUGUUCCUGAAGUUUUCCAACACUCCAGUGAUUAUGGCAUCCGGACGAGAGCUUUGUUACUGCAUGAUCAGCGGUAUAUCGAUGUGCUACAUCCUUACGUUCUUCCUCGUCUCACAACCUUCAAUUCCCACAUGUGCUCUAACUAGGGUGCUGAUGGGAUUGUCGAUGUCGGCCAUCUAUGCAGCCAUCAUUACGAAGACGAAUCGACUUGCACGAGUCUUCAAGCCGGAUAGCGCCCAACGACCACGGUUCAUAACCCCUAGAGCACAAGUCGGUAUAUGUGCCUGUAUCGUUUCUGUACAACUGAUCGGCCUCGUCGUUUGGUUACUCGUCGAUCCGCCCGGUACGAAAAUCGUGUUCCCAUCUAGAACGGAGGCGGUGCUGACUUGCAAAGCUACUGCCUCACAUUUGCUCGUCUCAUUGCUGUACAAUCUGUUGUUGAUUGUCGCCUGCACCGUGUAUGCCUUCAAAACACGGAAGAUUCCAGAAAAUUUCAAUGAGACCCGGCAUAUUGGGUUUACUAUGUACAGCACUUGUAUACUAUGGCUUUCGUUCGGACCUAUUUAUUUCGCCACACAGAAUAAUUUUCGAAUCCAAAUCACAUCACUUUGUAUGUGCAUUUCCUUAUCGGGUACGGUGGCACUUGUGUGCUUUUUUGCUCCAAAGGUGUAUAUUGUAUUAUUCCAACCAUAUAAGAAUGUAAGGACGAGGCAAUCGGCUGUUGGACGGUUAGUGAACCAACAAAUGCGGUUCAUGAGGUAG
Haemonchus placei is the source of this 1047-nucleotide messenger RNA. Lineage: Eukaryota; Metazoa; Nematoda; Chromadorea; Rhabditida; Trichostrongylidae. The record is from the annotation of a GenBank genome assembly.